Leopardus geoffroyi (Geoffroy's cat) is the source of this 5841-nucleotide messenger RNA. It is a transcript of the gene FRMD1, whose product is annotated as FERM domain containing 1. Gene Ontology annotation, biological process: positive regulation of hippo signaling. The transcript is spliced from 13 exons. The record is from RefSeq and is a predicted model, not a curated record. Gene Ontology annotation, cellular component: cytoskeleton; cytoplasmic side of apical plasma membrane. NCBI's taxonomy places the organism in Eukaryota, Metazoa, Chordata, Mammalia, Carnivora, Felidae. The coding region runs from base 2676 to 4514 and encodes 612 amino acids.
CCAGAGCCCCUAAGACGGCGGGAUGACCACGGAACCCAGAGACGUCCUGGUGCAGCUGCCCACGCGGGAGCAGCUGCGGCUGGUUGUGGGGCUCCUGGGGUGACCCCGGCUUCCAUAGAAAUCUCCGAGGCCCCGACUGGCCUGAGUCUUCAGGGCGAUGACGCUCCUGUGCCCUUCCUCCUCGAAGUCCACACCCUCCCCCAGGGACGCCCGCCGCUCUGCGAGGCCGCUGUCCACCUGCCCCCGGGGAGUCCCGGGGAGGCGCCGCGGGGCUGCCUGCCUCCCCUCUGAGCGCCAGCCCCCCCCAGGCCGCGCCUCGCCUCUACCCACCCCCGACUCGGGCCCCUUCCCCGAGGAAGGCUGGUUACACAGCCCGUCGGUUCAGCAGUUUGUUCCCAACGCCCACGCGCGGCCGGUAGCACUUGUGGACGGUGUGGCCCACCGAGGCCCCGAACCCUGACCUGGUGCCACCCGCCAGCCGGGGGCGCCCCGAGACCACGGGACUUCGUCUCAAACACAGACAAAGACGCCUGGGGCAUCUCUGGGGGCGGCCGUCCGAGCAAAGGCACGAGUUCCGAAGUGCUUGUUACAGAGCUGGUGGCUCUUCCACGGACCCCAUCAGAGGGUCCAGUCGUUUAAGAGCCAGACCAGGAGGCUACCUCCUUCCGGAGGACCCACACGGCCCUGUGCAGUCAUGGCCCCCUCGCCAAGCUGUCCCUGCCCGGGCCACCGGUCACCCCAGGGAGGGCGGUCCCCAGGGGGUGGUUUUCGUGGCGUCCCGCGGUCACAGAAGUGUCAGCCACCGUCUGGUCUCCCCGCAGACUCACUCCUGCUCUGUCCUCCCUCCCUGGCGAGGCCCCGUCCCUCAGUGGGAGAAUCAGGAGAUCAGGGUCCAGAUUCCACGGGGCUUCUCGAGGCGACAAGAGGCGGGGCGGGCCAGGGGUGCCGGUCUCCGUCGCUGCGCAUCAGCCGUUGGGGUCGUGGGGACAGUCGUGGAGCAAACAUGAGUGGGGGCCCGCUGGGCGGACAGAGGGGUGGGCCCGUCGUGGUGCCACGCUGGCGCCUUGGAGCCUCCCGGGCUCUGACUCGCGCUGCUGUCUCUCAGCCCUUGCUGGUGGGUCGUUAGCAGGACAGGUCAGGUCCGGUUGGGGAAUGGUGGUCCUCUCCAGUUUUUACCAACUAGGUGAAAAGUGAGGUGAUAAGUUCCCCUAGUCGAGGCGCCCUCUGGUGUCCAGGUUACUGUCACCCUCUGCCCUCAGCUGCCUCCACCCCUCCCCGUUCUGUACUAGAAGCCCCCACGCGGAGCACCCGUGGGGGGCUUAUGCACACCGUCCCACUUAACCCUUGAGCGGAGGGUCCCUGGUGGACACAGCCAGCAUGCCCUUCCUGGGGACACCGAGGGACAUCGGAGCAGGAACCUCCGUCCCCUUUGUCCGUCCCCUUUCGCAUUCUGGGUGGGUUGAGAGGGGCAGGAAAACCCCUGGAAAAUUAGCCAGCCCCAGAGAGGGGGUUUGCGUUUUGAGGGGAAGUGUGUCCAUGAAAAGGUGGGACUGGCUGGCGGAGAGGGACUGUACCUCCGAGGACUGGUCGGGGUCGGGGGGGGGGUGGAAUGCUCUUACAGGCAGGACGGCUGGCUGGCUGGCGAUGGCGUAGUUCAAGUCCCCCGGGAAUUACCUGCUCAGGGACACGCUUCCGUGUUUAAGUCAAUGCCAAUUGGCGUUAACGACAGACUCUCUCCAAGCCUCGGUUUACCUGUCUGGUGGGGAGAAGCUGGAGCUGAUCAGAAGGUCUUCCGGGGGUCCCUGCCUCCUUCGAGACGCCUCAGGCCCCAGGAGGGGCAGUAGGAGGACUUGGGUGGGGAGAGGCGGGUGGGGCGGGCCUGGGCUGUGGCCCCGACACACGGAACCCGGACCGCGGCUUUCACCUGUUUCCUCGGCUUCGCUGUAGGGUUUUAGCAGGAGGAGGAGCGAGCGAAGAGUGAAACCCGCCGGCUGAGGUCUCAAGUCUCAGCCGGUGACGGGGUGACCGAGGCCGUCCACGCAGCUUGGCACCCACACCCCGCCAGCUUACUUUCAGGGUGUGCCCACCGCGUGAGCCGUGGGGGCGGCCCCGUGUGUGACCCCCACCUGUCUGAACGUCCAGGUGGUAGAAAGUUACGGCCACGUUACCGCCACGGCAGAGCUCAGUCCACAUCUGCUGCCACACGGAGUGGAUGAGGACGAAACCAGCGGCACAGCAACUCGCCGCUAAAAAGUAGAGACUCGUCAUCUGACUUGAGACGGUGUAGAGACACUUCCAGAAACCACAGAGGCUGCGCGAGCCCGCGGGCGCCGUGCUGGGCACACAGGCCUGCCCCGCUCCGGCCCGCACCGUCCGUACGAGGACGUGUCCUCUCCCUCCGAGGGCCGUGAGCCUGGGCUGCCCGCCUCGAACCAGGAUUUUCCACCCAGAGGACACCAGAGACGCAGCCUGGCCACGAGGGCACGUAGAGCGUGUGGCGCCUCCCUCCAGCCCGGGAAGCGCAGGGGACAGAGGAGGGGCCGGAAGCCGAGACGCGAGGGGGGUCCAGGCCCCGGGCAGCGCUGUCAGCUGCUCCAGCACCGGCCCUUUCCGGGGUCCGGGGUCCAAUCAACAGAGUGGAAAGAAGUUGGAAAUACGAACUUGCUGGAUGUCUGAUGUUAAGACGGCUCCGUUUCCAGGUGCGGGCCACCUGUCGUGAGCUCUUCCAGAGGGUGUGUGAUGUGACCAGCAUCAAAGAAGCCCACUUCUUUGGCCUCAGCGUGGUCAGAGACAACGAGUUCAUGUUCAUGGAUUUGGAGCAGAAGAUCAGCAAGUACUUCCCCAAGGACUGGAAGCGGCAAGUGCACAAAGGUGGGAGGCCCCGCGCGCCCUUCGUGAGCUUCCUCAGGGUGCAGUACUACGUGGAGGAUGGCAGGGUCAUAAGGGCCAGAUCUGGCCUCUUACCAAGGCCACCCCCGCCUUCCAGCGACAAGACGGCCAGGCACCUGUACUACUGCCACCUGAAGGAGCGUGUGCUGAGGUCCGAGUGCACCCACCGGGAGGAAGCCUACUUCCUGCUGGCCGCCUACGGGCUGCAGGCCGACCUGGGCAACCACCGGGAGCUGGUCCACGUGGGGAGGUACUUCGAACCGGAAGCCUACUUUCCGCAGUGGAUCAUUGCCAAGAGGGGCAGCGCCUACAUCCUCAGGCACGCGCCCGCCGUGCACCGUGAGCAGCGGGGCCUCGACCCCAAGGAGGCAGUGCUGCGCUUCAUCAGGGAGGCCUGCCGGCUCGAUGACGUGCCCGUCCACUUCUUCAGGCUGUACAAGGUCGACAGGGAUAAGAAGGAGGACAGGCCUACCAUCAUCCUGGGACUGACCCUCAAGGGAAUGCAAGUCUAUCAGGAGGCGGACCACGCUCCCAAGCUGCUCUAUGACUUCCCCUGGUCCCACAUCGGGAAGCUGGUGUUUCUGGGGAAAAGGCUGGAGAUCCAGCCGGACGGGCCGCCGUCAGUGCGGAAGCUGGUGUAUUACACGGGCUGCGCCUCGCGCUCCGGCCACCUGCUGCGGCUGUUCAGCGCCACCCACCUGCUGAGGCUCACGCUGCGACCCACCCUGCGGAGGCUGCAGCAGCUGGAGGAGGCGGAAGAGAAGCAGCACUAUCGGGAGUCCUACAUCGGCGACAUGCUGGACCUGGACCGAGACCCGGGUGACAAGGGCUCCCCGGGCUCCCCCCGCAGCGGGCAUGGUGGCCGGCAGCUCCCGGAGCACCCGUCCCUCGGCUCGGCUGACAGCAGCAGUAGCCCCCGCUUGCGAGGCAUCGAGGCAGACGCUGGGCCUGCAGAGCCCUGGGGAGUGUCGGUGGACGAGCCCUGGGGCACCGAGGCCGUGCUUGGGGAGGCGCCACCCUGCAGCCCCAGCACCAGCCAGAGGAGCCACGGCACAGACGGUGGCCACGGAGGCGGGUGCGAGGGGGAGGCCCAGGACCGGGGAGACGCCUCUUGCAAGGAGCCCUCGGCGGCCGUGCAGGUCGGGCUCAUCAGGACGUGGGGCCACAGCGAGGAGGCCCUGCACCAGGUGGCUCGGGGGUGGCCCCCACCCGUCCACUCUGGAAGGAAGAUGUUGGCUGUUCCCGCGUGUGGGAGAGACCCUUCCGGUUCCCUCUGCACGGACCCUCCCCCCCGCAGUGGAUGGCCAGACCAGGUGCACAGCCUUCUGGGAGCCUUUGACCCAAGGUCACGGUCACCUGUCACGGCACCGGCCCCAGCUUCCUCUAGACCGCCCCGCCGCCCCUGCUGCUCACAAUCCCGGAGGCCUCUCUGUGAGGUGUGGGCCCAGCUGUCACCCCACGACAGACCUGGCCGGUGGGUGACCCCUGCCCACCCCUCACACGAUGCGUUCACCGCAGGGCUCCAAGCCUGCAGUCGCACGGCACGUGGACGCCCGGUCCCUGCGGGGCCUACGGAGCCCGAGAGGCGGCUGGGCCAUCCCGAGAAGCCAGGAUGCAGAUUCUGAAUGUUCCUGGCCCUGCCCCCCCAAGACCGAGCUGAGCGUCCCGUCCCUUUCCAGCAGAGGUCACGCGGGUCACUGACCCGCCGUCCCCAGGGGCGGCCGGGGCUCCCACAGCGCGGGUCACCCGUUAGGGCUCAGAAGGCGGCGGGUGAGAUAGGGCAGGGUGGGGACUUGACCCAGCCGCCCCCUCGGCCCGGACCCAAGCUCCACGUCUGGGGCUGGAGAGACUUCAGGGCUUCGCGCGGCCUUCCCGAUGGGGCGGAGGUUUACAGGUCAUGCCGUGGCGGGUCCUGGAAAAGUGUGCUUCUGAGGGACAGCACCCUGCCCUCGGGGCUGUGCCAUCGGUGCGUUGAGAGGCCGUGAGCAGGCAGCACGUGACGGCAGGUGCGUGGCCUCGGCCCCAGCCUCAGCGGCCAGCUUGCCGUUGGAGCACUGGGGCAGGAGCACUGCGCCAGCCUCCACAGGCUGGGAGGACAGAGCGGGGUCCUCCCAGACGGGAGGUUCAAAGGCGGGGUGGCCUCCCGGGGCCGGGGCACGCUCCCCUCCCCAGGUCCAGGCCCGGCUGCCAGGUGGCCUUCCCGCGGCCAGCCGCCACCUGGAUUGGCGGAGGGGGUGCGCGUCAGCAGGCUGGUGGCCUGUGUCCCCGGAGGAAGGCUGGGCUGGCGCUGCGUCCCGGCCGCCUCCCGACCCCAAGUGGGCCCCUGCCUCCCGUCCAGAGACCUGAGCGGGCGCUGGGAGCAGGUGCGGUGCGAGAGGGGUGGUAACAGGCCCUGAGCCUGACGGGUGUUAGGGUGCGGCUCGUUUUACCCGGGCCCCUCCCGCCUCUGCCCUGCACAGGAUCUGACGCCUGCUGUCCCCUUGAUCAGAUGGACUGGCACGUGUCCGUCUGGUAGUCCCGAGCACUCGGCGGUGACUGGAAGCCCGCUGCCACAGGGCCCUGUGCCUGUGACAUCGCCCGUCUCCUGUGCUCGUGCCCCGAAGGCCACGCCGGCGCGGCCAGCUCAGGCUCAUUUUGGAGACAGAGGGCAGAACUUGAGCCCGUGUGUGUGGGUGCACAUGUGUGUGGGGGCACAUGCACAGGUGGGUCCACAUGCACACACAUGUAUGUGCGAGUGUGUCCGUGCACGCACACAUAUGUGCAUGGGUCCACACCUAUGUGUACACACAUGCAUGCAUGCACGGGAACGUGUGCACGUGUGUGGGUCCGUGUGUGCACGCACGCACGCACACGGCAAGUCUGAUGCCGCCCGGGCCGGGCUUCCUGACCCUUUCUGUGAAAGGAAAUCUGGGUGUGUGCACACUGGCACGUGUAAUAAAGGACCUAAAUACA